AUGGGAAAAUACGAUCAUAUUAUCGAGCUCACCGGAUCUGAUGAUUACCCAAGCUGGCGCCGAAUGGUAACCUUAGCAUUGCAAGGUGACGGACUGUGGAACCAUUGCAGUUCCGGCACUAACCCCAACAACUUCGCUGACCUCGCAUUGGUCAUGCCCACACCUGCACUUCCUGCAGCCCCAACAACCGCAGAAAAUAAGGAGAUAAUCGACUGGAUCAAAGAAGAUGCCCAAGCCAAAGGAAUAAUAUGCCGGAGGUUGUCGCCGGUCGUUCAGACACUCCUAGAUGAGUCAUUGACAGCGCGUCAGCAAUGGGACAUCCUUGCAAAUCAUUUUAGUCGCCUCGAUAUGACCUCACAGUUCGAACUUCAAAUGGGAGUUCCUUUCACCAAACACGAGGCUGUCUUCCUCCUUCUACACGGACUACCUAAGUCUACAGACUGGCUCAUGUACAAACAGCUCACCAUUGGCCAAUUCAACAAACAACCUGCUCCCGUCGCCUCAUCCACAAGCACAACCACCACAGCUCCCCCAGCAACAGUGACUCUUACUUUCAGCGAAGUUGCUGCAUCGCUGUCAGAAGAAGCCAAUCGUCUUCACGGGGAACGUGACUUGGCACGUCCCAGAUCAGAGUAUGCCAGUCCUGCCACUCAUAACUCCUUCCCUACACAACCGUCCAAAGUCAACCCCGUCACUCAAGUUCGCAUUCACAAACAGAAUCCGUGGGGACAAGGGGGUGGCAUGGAAGGAAAGGCACCAUGGGCUCAAAAGGGAGGAGAUGGAGGCAGGCGAGUAAAGAAAGAAGUGGCCGCAGCCACUAAUGAAGGCAAGCCUUCCCCCAGCGCGUCACCCUCCAAUCCAGAUCCAAAGUCAAACAAAGUUCGGCAGUUGGUGUGCGCCAUGAUCGAGGAACUCGAUAGCAUUGAUCCUCUUGCCUCACCUAGCUCCGAGGACAUCACAUGCAUAGCCAAUCAAGCCCUCUCCACCAUCCUGGACUUGGUGUAG
Molecule: messenger RNA, 1005 nt
Organism: Suillus plorans
Lineage: Eukaryota; Fungi; Basidiomycota; Agaricomycetes; Boletales; Suillaceae
Exons: 3
Coding region: 1-1005 (334 amino acids)
Source: RefSeq, a predicted model, not a curated record